GGCUGCGCUCCUCCCCCCGCCCCGGCGCCGCUGCAGUCGUUUCCUGCCCGGCCUCCUGCGAACCGGGCGCCGCGCGGUGCCGGGUGAGGAUCUUAACUGGCCAAGAUGCCUGUCAACGUCAACGAUGUGAUGCAACUUUUCUGCCAUCUCUCUCAGGAGAAGGGGAUGAAAGCUGCUGUCAAACACUCUGGUCGAGGAGCACUGCUAGCCGGUGCAUCAGCGUUUAUUGGGGGUCUGAUGGGAGGUCCACCAGGAAUUGCUGUAGGAGGAGCAUUUGGUGGAAUUCUUGGUGCCUGGAUGACUGCAGGACACUUCAGGCCAGUCCCUCAAAUUCUAAUGGAAUUGCCUCCAGCUGAGCAGCAGAAACUCUAUGAUGAAGCUGUUGUUAUUCUCAGGAAUUUAGACUGGACUGAUGUUGCUCAACUGACUGCUCUUGUAAUGGGAAAUACUAAUCUUCAGCAGAAACUGACAGCAGUGCUGAUAAAUUACUUCUCCAAAGAGCUAAGAGCAGAGAUACAAUAUGGAGAAUAACCCUACCCAGAGCAGGCUUUUCACAGUGAUGAGUUUUAGUCUGAGGAUUGCGAUUCUUCCAACUUAGCAAUUACUAAUUACCAGUAUGAACUAUGAAUAGACAGAUCUAAGUUUUAUUUUGACUUCUGGAUUUGGGGGUUAUUGGUUUAUU
Molecule: messenger RNA, 682 nt
Organism: Dryobates pubescens (Downy woodpecker)
Lineage: Eukaryota; Metazoa; Chordata; Aves; Piciformes; Picidae
Product: protein C19orf12 homolog
Exons: 3
Coding region: 106-531 (141 amino acids)
Source: RefSeq, a predicted model, not a curated record